Drosophila biarmipes is the source of this 616-nucleotide messenger RNA. RefSeq lists its product as uncharacterized. The coding region runs from base 1 to 558 and encodes 185 amino acids. The transcript is spliced from 3 exons. The record is from RefSeq and is a predicted model, not a curated record. NCBI's taxonomy places the organism in Eukaryota, Metazoa, Arthropoda, Insecta, Diptera, Drosophilidae.
AUGAAAACUGUUGUUAUCGCGCUGCUCUUCGCCCUAGGGGUCUCUGCCGAGCCUCUGCAAACGCUGAAUAGCCUUUGUUCUUAUUUGGAUGAAGGAAAGGAUGCAGUAUCCAAUGUGGGCAACACCAAAAAGUGUUUUGCUCGCUUUUUGCCGGAACUGGAAAACGAAGGAGCUGCCUGGUCGCAGGGCUACAGUGCCUGCCAGAGAAGUGCCACCAAAGAGCGACUGUUCCUGCUAACGGAUGCCACUAAGGCUCAGGAGAAGAUUAGAGAAGCUGCCCUAAACAUGAAUUCCUAUAUUGACCAGUGUUUGUCACUAACAGAGUCCCUGGAUUUUUUCAACUGCUUUGCCAAAAUGAGCAAACUGCAGUUGACCAAUGUCUAUUAUAUUUCAUUUAAUGCCUCGGAGCAGGCGCUGAUCCUUAACAAGAAAUUGAGUAGCAUCGAACUGGAGCACUACCUGUGUACAAAUCAAACCGAAAAUAAUUAUGUCCAAGGAACCGAUAAUAUCUUUAAGUCGUUGGACGAGUGUCUACAGCAGAACGAAACACAUACAUAAGCGGGAUAGGAUUUCAUUCCCUUACAUGUUUUACAUAGUUAUAAUAAAUAUAUUGAUA